AUGGGUCAGGCUCUUUCGGGCCCCCUGGACCUCCCGGACAGGGCCCGGGGCCCGUGGCCUACCAGGGCCCGCUGGUCCACCUGGCAGGCCUGGAACCCCAGGACAGUAGCGGAGAGAAGCUGCAUUAAGUACUGCAUUGCAGCUCCUCCUCAUGGACUGCACCAGAAACUGGACUGCACAAGGACUGCACCUCACCCUCCGAUCCAACAGGUCCCAGACGUGCUCAAUGGGAUUGAGACUGGAGAAGCUGGUGAUCUAGGUCUUCCAGGGCCCAGUGGAGAGAGGGGUUCUCAGGGUGACCCUGGAGUGCCUGGUCAGGCAGGGCAGGGGGGCUUGGCUGGGCUUCCUGGGCCCAUGGGACCGAUUGGGCCUCCAGGACCACCCGGCCCCCCCGGACAGUCCUACCCCGUGCGUUAUGGUGACGGGGAGGGUUCCGUAGUGACAGGGGUCAAUGGUGUUGCUGGAGUGAUAGGAAUUCCAGGACCACAGGGUCCGCCCGGAAUCGCAGGCCUUCCGGGAAGAUCUGGUUUGCCUGGGCUUUCGGGAGAGAAGGGGAGCGAGGGAGCAAGAGGACGGGAUGGAACACCAGGGAUGGACGGAUUCCCAGGACAAUUGGGAGACAAAGGGGAGAGGGGAGACAGAGGAGAAAGGGGUGAGCCAGGGCGUGAAGGGGGGCCCCCUGGACCUCCAGGAGCCCCUGGCCCACCGGGACAGAUCUACCAGACCUCAGGCAGUUUUGAUGGAGUUCUUGGGAAUCAAGGAGAGGGAGGACCAGGUCUUCCCGGCCGGGCAGGAUUCCCAGGGCCUAUAGGACCAAAGGGAGAUACAGGAGAGCCUGGACAGCCAGGAUACGCAGCUAAGGGGGAGAAAGGAGAACCUGGUAUUAUCAUGGGGCCUGAUGGAAGACCCCUGUACCUGGGAGGGCUGGGGUCUCAACCGGGAGAGAAGGGACUCCCGGGACCUGAGGGACCUCCU
Oncorhynchus masou masou (cherry salmon) is the source of this 975-nucleotide messenger RNA. Its product is annotated as collagen alpha-1(XVIII) chain-like. The transcript has 15 exons. The annotation marks the transcript as partial. Gene Ontology annotation, biological process: extracellular matrix organization. Gene Ontology annotation, molecular function: extracellular matrix structural constituent conferring tensile strength. The record is from RefSeq and is a predicted model, not a curated record. NCBI's taxonomy places the organism in Eukaryota, Metazoa, Chordata, Actinopteri, Salmoniformes, Salmonidae.